Messenger RNA from Malaclemys terrapin pileata, 748 nucleotides. Its product is annotated as avidin-like. NCBI's taxonomy places the organism in Eukaryota, Metazoa, Chordata, Testudines, Emydidae. Bases 128 to 736 code for a protein of 202 amino acids. The transcript has 4 exons. Gene Ontology annotation, molecular function: biotin binding. The record is from RefSeq and is a predicted model, not a curated record.
UGCCAGCGGCUUGGGCUGCAGAUUGAAUGUCAGUGAGACAUGAACAAAAUAACCGAGGUGCCCGCUCACUUCUGGGAACUGCCAGCAAGGAGAGAACCAACGCAGCUCAGGUUGCAGCCCCGGCCCUAUGCGAGGGGAUAUAAAGACGGGGCCUGACUGGCGGCCCCAGACUAAGUGCCGGGGAGACUCAGUUGGCUUCUGCAGGCGGCUUCUACUCCAAGAGAUGAUGGGGAAAAUCGCCUUCUCCCUGAUCUUCACCCUGGCUCUGGUGACCCUCAGCACCUCUUCAGAGAGAAAGUGUGACCUGUCCGGACUGUGGCGGAACGAGCUGGGCUCGCUGAUGGAAAUAAAUAAAGUUAACGAUGCAGGAGAAUUCUCCGGCAAGUACCUCACAGCUGUGACGGCCACCAGCAACUGUAUCCACAGCUCGCCCCUGAAGGGAGCCCAGCAUGACAGGACACAGAGGAGCCAGCCGACCUUCGGCUUCACUGUGAACUGGGAGAAGUUCUCAAACUCAACAACCGUCUUCGUAGGCCAGUGCUUCGUUGGUGAUAAAGGGAAGGAAACUCUGAAGACCAUGUGGCUGCUGCGUGAGGAGGUCGGAUCCCCUGGAGACGGCUGGAGAGCAACCAGGGUCGGCGCAAACAUUUUCACCCGGAAACGAAAUCUAGAGCCAGGGAAAAUCAUUCAGCAGCAGUCUCCACUCUGUGAUACUCCAGCUCCAACAGCACAGUGAACACGCCCUCCA